Sorghum bicolor (sorghum) is the source of this 1559-nucleotide messenger RNA. RefSeq names its product F-box protein PP2-A13. The record is from RefSeq and is a predicted model, not a curated record. The transcript has 3 exons. Bases 395 to 1279 code for a protein of 294 amino acids. Gene Ontology annotation, molecular function: protein binding. NCBI's taxonomy places the organism in Eukaryota, Viridiplantae, Streptophyta, Magnoliopsida, Poales, Poaceae.
GUCAGACAAGUCAAACAUAAAUGCUCACCCCCACUUUCUCCCUUCUCCCUUCUCCUUCCUCUCCCAGCUCCUCUCGGACACCACGUCCCUCUUCCUCUUGCUGGGUUGUGGCUCCCUGGCGGCUGGCGCUCCAAACUACAAAGCACACGCUCCGCACGAGCAGAGUUGGAACAAAUUCCUCAACGACCUUGUCCUGGAACCCAGUUCUUCGCAUCCGGUGCCUAGCUUCUCCCUAGCUUGCUGCUCCGCAAGUGACACGGGAUCGAGUUCUUGGAAGCGGAUUCGGCGCCCUCGUGGCUACCGGCGCGCGCGAGUGCGGUAAAGGACUAAAGGCGCGCUCUUUUCCACGGAGGGGAGACAGUAGUUGCGACUGGAGGCGGCGGCGAGAGGGAGCAUGGGCGCGGGCGCGUCGGACCUGGGCGGGGUGGAGCCCGGCGGCAAGGUCGCGCGCGCCGGGCUGGGCGACCUCCCGGAGCUGUGCGCCGCGGAGGUGCUGCUCCGCCUCGGCGCGCCGGACAUCUGCCGGCUCGCGCGGCUCAACCGCGAGUUCCGCGGCGCCGCGGCCGCGGACUUCGUGUGGGAGGCGAAGCUGCCCGGGAACUACGGCCGUCUCCUGCGCUUCGUCGAUGACGCCGAGGAGGGAGGGAGUGGCCGGGAUUGGAGCGCGGUGGGGAAGAAGGACGUCUUUGCGAGGCUCGCCAAGCCUGUGCCGUUUGAUGGUGGCAAAAGGGAAUUCUGGUUGGAGAAGAGUAAAGGUGGGAUUUGCAUGGCGUUGUCGUCGAAAGCGCUGGUCAUAACAGGGAUCGAUGAUAGAAGAUACUGGAUUAACAUGCCAACCACUGAAUCUAGGUUCCACUCCAUUGCAUAUCUCCAGCAAAUCUGGUGGUUUGAGGUGGUUGGAGAGGUCGAUUUCUGCUUCCCUGCAGGGACCUACAGCCUGUACUUCAGGCUCCAUCUUGGCAAGUCUUCAACACGUUUUGGCCGCCGUAUUUGUAGCUCGGAGCAAGUCCAUGGCUGGGACAAGAAGCCUGUACGGUUACAGUUCUCCACAUCGGAUGGCCAGCACGCCGUGUCCCAGUGUUACUUAGAUGAGCCUGGAAGCUGGAUCUUGUACCACGUCGGCGAUUUUGUUGCAUCAAGCUCUGAAGAAUCAAUCAAGCUGAAAUUUUCACUAGCUCAAAUCGACUGUACUCAUACAAAAGGCGGUCUGUGCGUCGAUUCAGUGCUAAUAUAUCCCAAGGGCUUUGAGCCAGAAAGGGUGAUCAAGGCUCAGAAAUGAGUGUAGACACUUGAUAGAGUCACUGUAUAUUAGAGUUGUCGAGAAAUAUGAGUACCCUACCAGUUUAAAUUGGGCUAAUUGUAUGCUGUGGAAGUAUGUAUACAUAGUACACUGAACUUUUUUUUUUGGGUUUGGUAGCAUCAGUGUGCAUUAGUUUGCCCUUUCUCAUUAUGGUUAUGGCGCUGGUUGUGCCAAGGAACCUGUAUAUAUUGAUUUGAGUUUUUGAGUUCAGUUACCCCUUGUGACCAACACAGUUUCAGUACUUCUCAAUUUCUUUUCA